Perca flavescens (yellow perch) is the source of this 975-nucleotide messenger RNA. It is a transcript of the gene hsd20b2, whose product is annotated as hydroxysteroid (20-beta) dehydrogenase 2. The record is from RefSeq and is a predicted model, not a curated record. Bases 1 to 975 code for a protein of 324 amino acids. Lineage: Eukaryota; Metazoa; Chordata; Actinopteri; Perciformes; Percidae. The transcript has 11 exons. Gene Ontology annotation, cellular component: endoplasmic reticulum. Gene Ontology annotation, molecular function: oxidoreductase activity.
AUGUCAUCCACUGAAGUGCUGGCCAUCUUUGGAGGAUUUACUGUUGUUUUCCACCUGCUGAAUCUGGCCUGGAAAUGUUGGUGUGGAUUCAGACAAUUUGUUUUGUCGGAGCUUUGGCAUGUUGAUUUGAGAACAUAUGGACAAUGGGCAGUGGUUACUGGUGCCACAUCUGGCAUUGGUAAAGCUUAUGCCAGUGAGCUGGCACGAAGAGGCCUGGAUGUUGUUUUGGUAAGCAGAUCUGAUGAUAAGCUUCAAAUGAUUGCCAAAGAGAUAGAAGAUCAAUAUGGACGAAAGACUCGUACCAUCCAAGUGGACUUCACAGAUGGUCAAAGUAUCUACCCUGCUAUAGCUGAAGAACUACAGGGACUGGAGAUUGGGAUUCUGGUUAACAAUGUAGGAAUGGCCUAUUCUGAUCAUUUUGCCUAUUUCCUGGAAAUACCAGAUGUUGAACAGAAAAUCACUCAGGUUGUCAACUGUAACAUGCUGUCAGUCCCUCAGAUGACCAGACUGGUUCUUCCAGGCAUGGUUGAAAGAGGGACAGGGCUGAUCAUCAAUAUCUCCUCUGAAGCCGGCGUCCGUCCACAGCCUUUGUUGUCUCUUUAUUCCGCCACGAAGAUUUUUGUAACAUAUUUCUCUCAGUGUCUGCAUGCUGAGUACAAGUCAAAGGGAAUAAUUGUUCAGUGUGUGGCCCCCUUCAUGGUGUCCACCAACAUGACGAAAAACGUGAAUGUCAACCGCUUUGCGAAGAGUGCUUCCAGGUUCGCGAGUGAGGCCUUGAACACUGUGGGUCACUCCAGCUACACCAGCGGCUGUCUGUCUCACGCACUCCAGGGCAUGGCUCUUGCAAUACUCCUGCCGGACUGGUUUCGUAUGUCACCAUUCCUCAUAAGAAAGCUACGAAAUGUCGCAGAAGACAGCAAAUAUUAUAUAAGAGUGUGCAAGGAAAAGGAGAAGCUUGGAGAAAAGGAAGAGUAG